AAAACAUUAAAACAUGAUUUUAAGGUAAAAAAACCAACAACCUGGCAGCUCUGUUGCUUGAAUUUUACCGCUAAAAACAGUGGCAUUGUUUUUCCGUUCCAUUUAUUAAAUUUUUUUAUAUGCUGUAAAACAAAACACUGCUUUAACUGUAAAAUUCUGGUGGCUGAGCUGUCAGUUUUUAAUGUAAAAUGUUAAUAUUUUUUUUGCAGCUUAUGUAAAAAAAAAUAUAUUGUUAAUGUACUAUAUAUAUACAUGUAUAUUCAUAUAUUACUCAUUGUUAAAAGUGGCCCUCAAUGAAAACGAGUUUGACACCCCUGGUUUAUGCCAACAACUUUAUAUCGAGUCCGUUUAUAUCGACUAUCUACCUGUUUCUGAGUCUAGUUGGUCGAUAUCAAGUACGGUAACACCGAGAUCGAGAUAAUGACGACCCAUCUAAGUGGAAUCCAUUUAUACCAACAACUUGUUUAUGUCGAGCAUGUUUGUUAUCGACAACUUGUCUAAGUCUAGUCUCUGCGCUGUUUAUCCAGCUCAGUCGUGCAUAUCUAGUCCGUUUACGUCGACAACUUGACUGCGUCGAAGUCCGGUCCGUAGAUUUCAAGUCUGUUUAUACCGAGAUCCUAAGUCGAGUCCUUUUUUUAUUGACGACCCAUCUCAGUCGAGUCCGUUUAUACCAACAACUUCUUUAUAUCGAGUCCGUUUAUAUCGACUAUGCCUGUUUCUAGGUCUAGUUGGUCGAUAUCGAGUUUGUUAACACCGAGAUCCGAAGUCGAGUCCUUUUUUUAUUGACAACCCAUCUAAAUGGAGUCCAAUUAUACCAAUAACUUCUUUAUGUCAAGCAUGUUUGUUAUCGACAACGUGCCGUGCAUAUUUAGUCCGUUUACAUCGACAACCUGACUGCGUCGAAGUCCGGUCCGUAGAUUUCAAGUCUGUUUAUACCAAGAUUUUAAGUCGAGUCCUUUUUUUAUUGACAACCCAUCUCAGUCGAGUCCGUCUAUACCAACAACUUCUUUGUAUCGAGUCUUUUUAUAUCAACUAUCUACCUGUUUCUAGGUCUAGUUGGUCGAUAUCGAGUACGUUAACACCGAGAUCCGAAGUCGAGUCCUUUUUUAAUUGUGAAGUGGAGUCCAUUUAUACCAACAACUUGUUUAUGUCGAGCAUGUUUGUUAUCGACAACUUGUCCAAGUCUAGUCUCUGCGCGGUUUAUCCAGCUCUGUCGUGCAUAUCUAGUCCGUUUACGUCGACAACCUGACUGCGUCGAAGUCCGGUCCGUAGAUUUCAAGUCUGUUUACCCCGAGAUCCUAAGUCUAGUCUUUUUUUAUUGACGACCCAUCUCAUUCGAGUCCGUCUAUACCAACAACUUCUUUGUAUCGAGUCCGUUUAUAUCGACUAUGCCUGUUUCUAGGUCUAGUUGGUCGAUAUCGAGUACGUUAACAUCGAGAUCCGAAGUAGAGUCCUUUUUGUUAUUGACGACCCAUCUAAGUAGAGUCCGUUUAUACCAACAACUUGUUUAUGUCAAGCAUGUUUGUUAUCGACAACGUGCCGUGCAUAUCUAGUCCGUUUACAUCGACAACCUGACUGCGUCGAAGUCCGGUCCCUAGAUUUCAAGUCUGUUUAUACCGAGAUCUUAAGUCGAGUCCUUUUUUUAUUGACAACCCAUCUCAGUCGAUUCCGUUUAUACCAACAACUUCUUCAUAUCGAGUCUUUUUAUUUAUUUAUUUAUUUAUUUAUACUAUCUACUGUCAUGUCUGUGUGAUCAUGUUUUGUUUUAGUCAUGUUCGGUUUUGUUUUUGGACUUUUUGUGCACUUUUGUUUUGUUUUGUCACCAUAGCAACCAUUAGUUUUCACCUGUCACGUCACGCACCUGUUUCACGUUUUGAGUCACGCACCUGCUUUCACCAAUCAUGUCAAUAGUAUUUAAGUUCAUUGUUUUCAGUUUGUCGUUCUGGUGACAUCUUGCAUUUAUGCUCUACACACUCUUCAUCCUCUUAGAUCAUGCUUCAUGUCCCAUGCCAAAGUAACUUUUUGUUCCAGGUUUAUAGUCGUUUUGGUUUCAUAGUUUGUUCUCCGCCAUUGUGCGCGCCUUUUGUUUACUUCCUUUUUUUUUGUAGUUAUAGUGUUUAAAUAAAUAUGUACUUACAUUCCCGUCUCGCCCGAGCCAACUUUCCGUUGCAUCCCGGAAAAGCAAACACCCAAGACCAAGUCAUGACAUCUACCUGUUUCUAGGUCUAGUUGGUCGAUAUCGAGUAUGUUAACACAGAGAUCCGAAGUCGAGUCCUUUUUUAAUUGUGAAGUGGAGUCCAUUUAUACUAACAACUUGUUUAUGUCGAGCAUGUUUGUUAUUGACAACUUGUCUAAGUCUAGUCUCUGCGCGGUUUAUCCAGCUCAGUCGUGCAUAUCUAGUCCGUUUACGUCGACAACCUGACUGCGUCGAAGUCCGUUCCGUAGAUUUCAAGUCUGUUUAUACCCAGAUCCUAAGUCGAGUGCUUUUUUUUAUUGGCGACCCAUCUCAGUCGAGUCCGUUUAUACCAACAACUUCUUUAUCUCGAGUCCGUUUAUAUCGACUAUCUGCCUAUUUCAAAGUCCAGUUGAUAGAUAUCAAGUACGUUAACGCUGAGAACCGAAGUCAGGUCCUUUUUGUAAUUGACGACCCAUCUAAGUGGAGUCCGUUUAUACCAACAACUUGUUUAUGUCGAGCAUGUUUGUUAUCGCCAACUUGUCUAAGUCCAGUCUGUGCGAUGUUUAUCCAGCUCAGUCGUGCAUAUCUUGUCCGUUUCCAUCGACAACUUGACUGCGUCGAAGUCCGGUCCGUAGAUUUCAAGUCUGUUUAUACCGAGAUCCUAAGUCGAGUCCUUUUUUUUAUUGACGACCCAUCUCAGUCGAGUCCGUUUAUACCAACAACUUCUUUAUGGCGAGUCGGUUUAUAUCGACUAUGCCUGUUUCCAAGUCUAGUUGAUAGAUAUCGACUACGUUAACACAGAGAUCCGUAGUACAGUCCUUUUGUUAUUGACGACCCAUCUAAGUGGAUUUCAUUUAUACCAACAACUUGUUUAUGUCGAGCCUGUUUGUUAUCGACAACGUGUCUAAGUCUAGUCUGUGUGAUGUUUAUCCAACUCAGUCGUGCAUAUCUAGUCCGUUUACAUCGACAACCUGACUGCGUCAAAGUCCGGUCCGUAGAUUUCAAGUCCGGUUAUACCGAGAUCCUAAGUAGAGUCCUUUUUUUAUUGACGACCCAUCUCAGUCGAGUCCAUUUAUACCAACAACGUCUUUAUCUCCAGUCCGUUUAUAUCGACUAUCUGCCUGUUUCUAGGUCUAGUUGGUCGAUAUCGAGUACGCUAACACGGAGAUCGAGAUAUUGACGACCCAUCUAAGUGGAGUCCACUUAUACCAACAACUUGUUUAUGUCGAGCAUGUUUGUUAUCGACAACUUAUCUAAGUCUUGUCUCUGCGCUGUUUAUCCAGCUCAGUCGUGCAUAUCUAGUCCGUUUACGUCGACAACCUGACUGUGUCGAAGUCCGUUCCGUAGAUUUCAAGUCUGUUUAUACCGAGAUCCUAAGUCGAGUCCUUUUUUUUUUUGACGACCCAUUUCAGUCGAUUCCGUUUAUACCAACAACUUCUUUAUAUCAAGUCCGUUUAUAUCAACUAUCUACCUGUUUCUAGGUCUAUUUGGUCGAUAUCGAGUACGUUAACACCGAGAUCCGAAGUCGAGUCCUUUUGUUAUUGACGACCCAUCUAAGUGGAGUCCAUUUAUACCAACAACUUGUUUAUGUCGAGCAUGUUUGUUAUCGCCAACUUGUCUAAGUCCAGUCUGUGCGAUGUUUAUCCAGCUCAGUCGUGCAUAUCUAGUCCGUUUCCAUCGACAACUUGACUGCGUCCAAGUCCGGUCCGUAGAUUUCAAGUCCGGUUAUACCGAGAUCCUAAGUAGAGUCCUUUUUUUAUUGACGACCCAUCUCAGUCAAGUCCAUUUAUACCAACAACUUCUUUAUAUCCAGUCCGUUUAUAUCGACUAUCUGCCUGUUUCUAGGUCUAGUUGGUCGAUAUCGAGUACGUUAACACCGAGAUCGAGAUAUUGACGACCCAUCUAAGUGGAGUCCACUUAUACCAACAACUUGUUUAUGUCGAGCAUGUUUGUUAUCGACAACUUAUCUAAGUCUUGUCUCUGCGCUGUUUAUCCAGCUCAGUCGUGCAUAUCUAGUCCGUUUACGUCGACAACCUGACUGCGUCGCAGUCCGUUCCGUAGAUUUCAAGUCUGUUUAUACCGAGAUCCUAAGUCUAGUCCUUUUUUUAUUGACGACCCAUCUCAGUCGAGUCCGUUUAUACCAACAACUUGUUUAAAUCGAGUCCGUUUAUAUCAACUAUCUACCUGUUUCUAGGUCUAGUUGGUCGAUAUCGAGUACGUUAACACCGAGAUCGAGUCCUUUUGUUAUUGACGACCCAUCUAAGUGGAGUCCAUUUAUACCAACAACUUGUUUAUGUUGAGCCUGUUUGUUAUCGACAACGUGUCUAAGUCCAGUCUGUGCGAUGUUUAUUCAGCUCAGUCGUGCAUAUCUAGUCCGUUUACGUCGACAACCUGACUGCGUCGAAGUCCGGUCCGUAGAGUUCAAGUCUGUUUAUACCGAGAUCUUAAGUCGAGUCCUUUUUUUAUUGACGACCCAUCUCAGUCGAGUCUGUUUAUACCAACAACUUCUUUAUAUGGAGUCCGUUUAUAUCAACUAUCUGCCUGUUUCUAGGUCUAGUUGGUCGAUAUCGAGUACGUUAACACCGAGAUCGAGAUAUUGACGACCCAUCUAAGUGGAGUCCACUUAUGCCAACAACUUCUUUAUGUCAAGCAUGUUUGUUAUCGACAACUUAUCUAAGUCUAGUUUCUGUGCGGUUUAUCCAGCUCAGUCAUGCAUAUCUAGUCCGUUUACGUCGACAACCUGACUGCGUCAAAAUCCGGUCCCUAGAUUUCAAAUCUGUUUAUACCGAGAUCUUAAGUUGAGUCCUUUGUUUUCAAUCAACAAUUAGUCGAGUCCAUUUUUACCAACAACUUGUUUAUCACGACAAUUCGUCGAAGUCUGGUCUUUGUGUGAAAUCUACCAGUUGGUAGAUUUCAAGUCUGUUUAUAACGAGAUCCUAAGUCUCGUCUUUUUUUAUUGACGACCCAUCUCAGUCGAGUCCGUCUAUACCAAAAACUUCUUUGUAUCGAGUCCGUUUAUAUCGACUAUGCCUGUUUCUAGGUCUAGUUGGUCGAUAUCGAGUACGUUAACACCGAGAUCGAGAUAUUGACGACCCAUCUAAGUGGAGUCCAUUUAUACCAACAACUUGUUUAUGUCGAGCCUGUUUGUUAUCGACAACUUGUCUAAGUCGAGUCUCUGCGAUGUUUAUCCAGCUCAGUCGUGCAUAUCUAGUCCGUUUAUGUCGACAACCUGACCGCGUCGAAGUCCGGUCCCUAGAUUUCAAAUCUGUUUAUACCGAGAUCUUAAGUCGAGUCCUUUGUUUUUAAUCAACAAUUAGUCGAGUCCAUUUUUACCAACAACUUGUUUAUCACGACAAUUCGUGGCUUAGUGGUUAGAUUGUCCGCCCUGAGAUUGGUAGGUCGUGAGUUCAAACCCUGGCUGAGCCAUACCAAAGACUAUAACAAAUGGGUCUCUCACUGACUGUGUGACUAUCAACUUUUUUAACUUUAACAUCAUUUAUUCGGAAAGUAUAAAUAACAACUAAUGAAGAUAGACUACAAUUAACUGCAACAUGUAAGUGUAAAAAAAACAUAAUGAUUCGUACAUUUUCCAGAAUGUGAUUGGUCUAAUAUUCAACAAAUCAACAAAAUCGGAAGUUAUCUUUAUUUCUAAGUUAUCAUGCCAUGAUUUUACCCGUCCGGCCCGCUGGGGAGUAGAUGUUCCUCCAUGUGGCCGCUAAGUUCGACAACCCCCCACCCCCGGAGUAUGGGGAGCCACCCCAAAAUGCUCGGCAUCCGUAGGAAACACAACAAUGCUUGAGCCCUAGAAACUGGAAGUGGUGCUCAGUGCUGGGUAGAGCGAAGGAGGGUGGUGCACGGGCAGGAGGAGGAGGAGUUUGUGGUGUCAGGCUUGCAGUGGAAGUGAGAGCAAGGGGAAGACGCCGCAGGACCACAGACCAGACCACACCAUCCUCCAGGUACGGCGGAUCUCGACACAACCCCAACUCGGUCACGGUUUCUUCACCUCCCAACAAUUUGCUUGUUUCUAUAUUUGCCGACAGUUACCGUUGCAGUUGCUGUUUGCACAACAAAGGUGUGUCCCCUGGCCCCGGGAGCCUAGAUGGAGCGCAUGGAAGACGACAAGCCCAAGAAGAAGAAAGUCACCUUCUACCUGCUGUACUGCAUCUCCACCGCCGUCAUCGGCUCGCUGCAGUUUGGCUACAACACUGGAGUCAUCAAUGCACCUGAGAAGAAACUGCGUCAAUUCUUCCAGAACGUUUCUCUGGAUCGCUACGGCGAGUCGUUCAGCCCGGGCACCAACACCAUGGUGUGGAGCUUGGCGAUCAGCGUGGGCGGCAUGCUGGGCUCCUUCUGCGUGGGAGCGGUGGUCAACAAGUUUGGCCGGAGGAAGUCCAUGCUGCUGGCCAACAUCCUGGCCCUGGUGGGCGGGGGUCUGAUGGGACUGUCCAGCCUGAGCCAGUCCUUCGAGAUGGUCAUCGUGGGCCGCCUGGUCAUCGGCGUGUUCUGCGGCCUGUGCACGGGUCUGACCCCCAUGUACGUGGGCGAGCUGGCCCCCACCGCCCUCCGUGGAGCCUUUGGCACCCUGCACCAGCUGGGCGUGGUUCUUGGCAUCCUGGUGGCCCAGAUCUUUGGACUGGAAUCUCUUCUGGGCUCGGACUCUCUGUGGCCCCUCCUGCUGGCCCUCACGGUCCUGCCCGCUCUGCUGCAGAGCAUCCUGCUGCCAUUUUGUCCUGAGAGCCCGCGCUACCUUCUCAUCGUCCUCAACCAGGAGGAGGCGGCCAGGAAAGCCCUGGUGCGUCUGCGCGGCACUGAAGACGUGAGCGAGGACAUCGAGGAGAUGAAGGAGGAAGGCAUGAGGAUGGCCAUGGAGAAGAAGGUGUCCAUCUUGGACCUUUUCCGCUCUCAGAACUACCGGCAGCCCAUCAUCAUCGCCAUCAUCCUGCAGCUUUCUCAGCAGCUGUCAGGCAUCAACGCCGUCUUCUACUACUCCACCAACAUCUUUUCCACAGCAGGCGUGGAUCAACUCAUCUACGCCACCAUCGGUGCAGGUGUGGUCAACACGGUGUUCACGGUUGUGUCGCUCUUCCUGGUGGAAAGGGCGGGCCGGAGGACCUUGCACCUGAUCGGACUGGGAGGAAUGGCCAUUUCUGCCCUGAUUAUGACCAUCUCGCUCUCUCUGGUGAAAGAGAACCCCUCCCUCAGCUACCUGGCCAUCGUGGGGGUCUUUGGCUUCGUGGCCAGCUUUGAGAUGGGCCCCGGCCCCAUCCCCUGGUUCAUCGUGGCCGAGCUCUUCUCUCAGGGUCCACGCCCGGCCGCCAUGGCCAUCUCCGGCUUCUCCAACUGGACUGCCAACUUCCUGGUGGGCUUAGGUUUUCCUAAACUGGAGGAACUCUGCGGUCCUUACGUCUUCAUCAUCUUCAUGGUGCUGCUCAUCUUCUUCUUCAUCUUCACCUACCUGCGGGUGCCCGAGACCAAAGGGAGGACGUUCGACGACAUCGCCCAAGGGUUUGCCGCCAGGGCCUCGUCCUCCGCGGCGGCCCCCGAAGCGGUGACGGCUGCGGCGGCGGCGGACACGGCUGCCAGCAAAGACGCCGCAGCGACAGCACUCUCCCCGUCGGAGAAAGUCCCCAUGGUGGAUCUGCCCUCAGAUACGCCGUGAGAGAGCUUAGGAAAAGACUUUAUGUUGCGGGCUGACAACAAAACUCGAGCUGCGGGCCACAAAUGGGCCCCCGGGGCCGCUCUUUGGACACACCUGCUACAGGGUAUCUAUGGUAUGUUGUCUAACUAGGAAGCUGAAUGUGUUAAGCCGCGCCCUACAAAGUGGUAAUACUGUAAGUAUUGUACUUAUCACACACCGGCUGUUUGAUCGCAACGUUUAUCGCCGUUGUCCUUUUAGUUACCAAACGCGGACGUGUUGAAAUCGCCAUGUAAUAUCGCUAAUGCUAACAUUAUCCUGUCUCUAGAAAAAUCUAAUGUUAGCAUCAAGCUAGCACAUUUUAUCACACGUUAGAGUUUUUUCUACCCAGCACGUUUGCUCGGUCGGUGUUGAAAAUUGCAACAUUACUAAAAGGGAAGUUGGCGGAGUCGGCUCUCAGUGCUGCUUGACUGGGGAUUUUUUUACGUAAGCCGGUUUUUAGUGCGCAAACCGGACAUGACGUCACGUGCAACAAAAGCACGGAACUAUGGCACCGUUUGACUUGACCUAAAUCGAUACUUGAUCAUACCGAUAGAAUUGGGUCGGUGCCUGAAAGUACCAAAUUCGGCACCAAGUAGAUAAGACACGCGCCUUUUAGUAUGCUACAAUCUUCUUCUUUUUUUUUUCUUUUUUUUUUACAAAAUAAAUGUUUAUUUACAGCACUUGUUUGUGUCUCAAAAAGUAAAUCCCAUUGAAAUAAGUUAUCAUAUAAUGUUAUUAUUAUUGUAUUGGAUUGGGCUAAAUCGCCCUUACUAAGAUGGCCGCCACAAAGACACAAAAUCAAUCCUCAAAUGUACAUCAACGACGUCACUUCCUGUCAGUUUAUUUACAGCAGGUGGGUACACGAUGUCGCAAUUUUCAUUGGCAACAAAAUGUGACUCGGAAAAAAUCGCUCCAACGUAAGUAAAGUAAGGCUCUGCUUUUCCGAAAAAUGCGCUAGCUUGAUGCUAAUACACAUUGGCGUUGCUGUUGACACGUUACUGAUUAGCAUUAGCGAUUUUACAUGGCGAUUUCAACACCUCCAAAUAUGUCAAUGAAAACUACGACCGAGAUGCACUUUAGAAUCAUAACAAGUGCAAUACUUAGAGUAUUAACACUUUUAAGGGCGCCGCAAACUGUGCACUACUGCCAUCUAACGUCUUGGACUCGCAACUGGGAUUGCAACUUCAUGCCACACUUGCAAAUGAGACUCAGAAAAGUGAUAAUAAAACAAGAUGUAGAUGCA
Messenger RNA from Nerophis lumbriciformis (worm pipefish), 9096 nucleotides. The record is from RefSeq and is a predicted model, not a curated record. Lineage: Eukaryota; Metazoa; Chordata; Actinopteri; Syngnathiformes; Syngnathidae.